AUGCCAAUUGAGAUUAUUGCAAAAUUGGAUCGCGAAUGUGCGGUGUAUCUUGCCGGAGAAGCUGUACAGUGCAAGGUGCUGCUGCGAAAUAUCGGCAACGAAGAGGAAUCGUUGGCUUGGGGCAGUGUUCAUGUACAAUGUGAGCGUAUUAUGCGCGCAAACAGACGCGAUGGUCCGCCGAGAAAAUCCUCAGCCGAUGGGAAAACCAAAGGAACAACUGCAAUUUCACGUUCCGCAUUCACAGUCUUCUCAUGUCGACCAGUGAUUUUGUUCUGCGAGCUACUGCUAGGUGUUGGUGAAAGCCGUGAAUUCGAAUGUACACAACAACUACCACUGGAUUCUAUCCCGCCAUCGUUUAAAGGGCAUCUUAUUCGUUAUCUGUAUAAAUUAACAGUUGGUGUGCAACACGUGAAAUCACCGAUCAAGCUGAUUAACGUGCCGCUGAGGAUCAUCCAGUCAGAUCUCGGAUUAACGCUACCGAGCACCCAGACGUUCACCAAUCCAUUUAUCACCAAUCAUAAUACUGGGCCGUCAAUACUGGAUUUAGCAACUGAAGCAACCGACUGUUUAACUGCACCACAUGGUACCUUUAGCUACUGCAUGACAAAUUCAUCUGGUCGAGUGGCGAAUUUUUUGCUCAACAAAAAAGCCUACAAAUUAGGCGAGGAUGUUAUCGGGCGGUUCAACUUCGAUGAUUGCGCUGUACGCUGCCUACAAUUCGCAGUAAGUCUGCAGUCAGUUGAAACUCUCAUUAAUGAAGAUUGGUGCCCAAAUACCUUCGUCACCACUCAUAUGACCGAACAUAUCGUAUGUGCAUAUUGGACAGAAGCUACUGUGCGUUUACAUAUACCGUUAUCAGCCACGCCAACAUUCUAUACCGAUACCGUGCAUUUGAAAUGGCGUCUUCAUUUCGAAUUCGUAACGUGCCAUCAUUUCGAGGAAGAAGUUCAGGACGAAGGACUCUGGCAAGCUCCAACGGAUGUUCCCACCGAAACAAUGGCAUGGGAUCUCGAUAUCAAGAUUUUCCCGUGCAAUCCACAUAAUGCUGCUCUAACGGUACCAAGUCCACCGCCACCAUCCUCAAUCACUGUUUGA
Gongylonema pulchrum is the source of this 1095-nucleotide messenger RNA. The record is from the annotation of a GenBank genome assembly. NCBI's taxonomy places the organism in Eukaryota, Metazoa, Nematoda, Chromadorea, Rhabditida, Gongylonematidae.